Hansenula ciferrii is the source of this 768-nucleotide messenger RNA. Its product is annotated as CAP domain-containing protein. Lineage: Eukaryota; Fungi; Ascomycota; Saccharomycetes; Phaffomycetales; Wickerhamomycetaceae. The transcript has a single exon. The coding region runs from base 1 to 768 and encodes 255 amino acids. The record is from RefSeq and is a predicted model, not a curated record. Gene Ontology annotation, cellular component: extracellular region.
AUGGCUAUAGCUGAUUUAGUUACAAUUACAAACAUUCAUACUGUUCAAGAAAUAAAGACUCAAUAUGCUACAACAUUAAUAACAGAAUGGACAACUAUAAAUCAUUCAGAUGACCCUAUGAAUAACUUACUACCCGAUGGUACUGAAGAUAUUACAACAACAUUGACAAGUACGAGAACUACAACUUUAACUACCACAACAACUUCAUCAACUGAAACACAAGAUAAGAAACGCCCAAUAACUUCAGCUUCAUCAAGUUCAACUGCUAAACCAAGCUCAAGUUCGAGCCCAAGUUCAUCUUCUACACAAAGCUCAACAUCAACAUCUAGUUCAAGUUCAAGUUCAAGUACACUUUCAUUCCCAUCAGAAGUUGUACAACUACAUAAUGACAAAAGAUCAAAGCAUUCAGCAACACCUUUAAAGUGGGAUCAAAAACUAACAGAUGUAGCAACAUCAUAUGCAAAUCAAUAUAAUUGUAAUGGUACUCUUAUCCAUUCAACUUUUGAAUAUGGAGAAAAUUUAGCCAUUGGUUAUAAUACAUCAGCUGCAAUUGAAGCAUGGUAUGAUGAAGUACAGAAAUAUAAUUUUAAUAAUCCAGGAUUCAGUGAAGCUACGGGACAUUUCACACAAUUAGUUUGGAAUAGUACAACUAAAGUUGGUUGUGCUGUUAAAGAUUGUGGUGAUUAUUUUGGUGAAUAUUUAGUUUGUGAAUAUGAUCCUGCUGGGAAUAUUCAAGGGCAGUAUGAUGAUAAUGUAUUUGCAGGGUGA